Molecule: messenger RNA, 1047 nt
Organism: Colletotrichum phormii
Lineage: Eukaryota; Fungi; Ascomycota; Sordariomycetes; Glomerellales; Glomerellaceae
Product: NAD dependent epimerase/dehydratase
Exons: 4
Coding region: 1-1047 (348 amino acids)
Source: RefSeq, a predicted model, not a curated record
AUGCCCGGGAAACUUCUGUUCACGGGCGCGACAGGCUUCAUUUGUGGCACUGUUCUGACACAACUUUUGAACUCUUCUGACAAAGACAUCAAUGCACUGUCGAUUACCGCUUUAGUUAGGAGGCAAGAACAAGCCGAUAUUCUCAGCCAAAAAGGGAUCCAUGCCACUAUCUUCAUGGGCCUAGAUGACUCUCAAUUUUUGACGAAAAUUGCAAGCGAGCACGACUACGUUAUCCACACACCGACCGCCUUCCAUACAGGAUCCGCUGUAGCCAUCUUGGAAGGCUUAGCGGAACGGAAGAAGCAUAAGGGAAGGGAUGUUCACUUCAUCCAUACAUCGGGAACCUCCAAUCUUGCAGAAAGAACAAUCACACAGCGGUCAGGUGACAUUCAUGAAUGGUCAGAUAAGGAGAAGGUGUACGAACACGAGGAAAAGAAGGAAUUACUGGAGGCUUACGGCCAGCGAACAACGGAUAUUGCUGUUGUUAGGACUGCAGAGAAGAACGGAGUCAAAGCAUACAUUAUGAUGCCUCCAACAGUCUACGGGCGGGGCACCGGCCUCUUCAAUCAAGGAUCAACGCAAAUCCCAAGCAUUAUUCGUGGUGCGAUCAAGACUGGCGUCCCAGAAUACGUAGGCGAGGGCACAGCUUGUCUUGGGCAUGUCCACGUUACGGAUCUUGCACUACUUUACGAACUUGUACUGAGCAAGGUCCUCUCUGGAGAGAACAUCCCUUCGGGUAGGAGAGGUAUUUACUUCUCCAAUACUGGCAGUCACAAUUGGAGAGACCUUGCAGCCUUAGUUGGUAAGGCAGGUGCUUCGCUUGGUGCAUUGGACUCAAUAGAGCCUCGGUCGGUGAGCUUGGAAGAAGCUGGAUCGAGAUGGUUGAAUGGGAUACCCCAGAUUGCGGAGAUGAAUUAUGCUGCACACUCUUCUACAAAGCCUGUUUUGGCACCGGAGCUCGGUUGGAAGCCCCUGAAGACAGAGGCCGAUUGGGAAGACUCGUUUGUAGAGGCGUUUCGAAUGGUUCUUGAUGAACAGGCCCAGUAG